AUGGGCAGCGACCACCUCCUCUCCUCGCCUCCCUCCCACAAGUCUCCCCACAGCCCCAACCUGGCUGCAUGCCCCGCUGGAGGCUCAAUUCUUCUGGCUGGCCCCAGUACGUGGCUGCGCUUCUCCCCUCACUGGACAGCCAACAUCUUCCCCUGGAUGAAGCCGCAACAACCAUUGCUGGGGUGCUGUCCGAGGCUGGCACAGCUGCCUUCCCACUCAUCACCCGUCGUCGUCCACGCCGCCCUGGGAAGCCCUGGUGGGAUGCAGCCUGUGCGCAGGCAGUACAGGACCGUCGCCAGGCUUGGAAUCAGUGGCGUGGGACCCCACUAUCCAGGCUGGCCGUGCUUACCGCCGCCUGGACGCCAUCUGUGCCAAGACCAUCCUCAAGCUCUCCCAUCCCUUGCUCAACCAUUCAAGCCUCAUGAACUCUCCUCAGCCUUAGCUACAUUAAAACCCGGUAAGGCGCCAGGCCUUGAUAAAGUCCCAUACGACUUCAUCCGCCACCUCACCCCACCCCUACGUGCCUGCCUCCUUCAACUAUACAACAGCAGCUGGCAAUCGGGGCAGUUUCCAUCCACCUGGAAACCCGCCAUCCUCAUCCCCAUCCACAAGCCUGGAAAGGACCCUACACUCCCUUCAGCAUACAGGCCCAUCAGCCUCCUCUCCUGCAUCGGGAAGCUGCUGGAGAGGUUAGUCAACACCCGCCUCACCUGGUGGUUAGAAGCUAACAACAAGCUAGCAGAGGAGCAAUGUGGCUUCCGCCCUCACCGGAGUACCCUGGAUGUGCUGGGGCAAAUUGAGUAUCACAUCUGUGACACUUACCGCCAGCGUCAAGUCAUGACGGCCCUCUUCCUUGACCUGGAGGGAGCAUUUGAUUCGGCACCACAUGAGGGCAUCCUGUACAAGCUGGCACUCAUGGGCAUCACUGGCACCACCCUUGCCUGGUCGAGCACCCACACUCUCCGAGGCUCAGGACCACCUGCAGGAGGCUGCCACCGCCUUGGGUGCAUGGAUGACAACCUGGGGGCUACAAGUCAGUGCCUCAAAGAGCUCUCUCAUGUGUUUUACCAUGAAAAGCUUCCAACUCCACCUACCGUCAACUUAAGUGGGGAGGCUGUUCCAUACUCAACCUCACACACCCUCCUCGGACUGCGGCUGGAUGGCCCUCGCCUCUCCUGGGUAAAUCACAUCAGUUAUCUCCGCACCUCCUGCAACAAACGCCUGGAUGUGAUGAAGCGAAUAGCUGGCAUCCGCUGGGGAGCCAGUCGUGACCUGCUCCUCCACUACUAUAAGACCACCAUCAGGGCCAAAAUGCAGUAUGCCAGCUGCUUCUAUGGGUCAGCUGCCUACUCCAACCUCCUCAAGCUUGACCCCAUUCAGAACGCUGCCUUGAGGAUCUCUAUGGGGCCAUGA
Molecule: messenger RNA, 1413 nt
Organism: Portunus trituberculatus (swimming crab)
Lineage: Eukaryota; Metazoa; Arthropoda; Malacostraca; Decapoda; Portunidae
Exons: 3
Coding region: 1-1413 (470 amino acids)
Source: RefSeq, a predicted model, not a curated record